ACACACACACACACACACACUGAGAGAGGGAGGGAGAGAGAAAGAGAGAGAGAGGAGCACAGUGAGCAGUAGGAAGGAGGUGCCGCACGGACAACUGCGUCCCGCUCCUAACGCAAGCAUCUUUACAUCCUCCGGCACAGAGCAGACUUCUCACCGCUCCGACUUUUUUCACUUGAUCACAGCUUUCUCGUUCACGACGGAGGGGAGCUGCGCGGACAUUAAAGCUUCCAGGCCUCCAAGGAUGGACUCCAUACCUGCGGGGCGAGACUCCAGCUCCUCGCCAAGCUCCAAGCAAGAACUUUCCUACGCGAGCGCCAAGAACCUGAAGCCCAACCAGGUCGGGGAGACGGUGCUGUACGGAAUACCGAUCGUGUCUUUGGUGAUAGAUGGCCAGGAGAGACUUUGCCUUGCACAGAUAUCGAACACCCUGUUGAAGAAUUACAGCUACAACGAGAUCCACAACCGGCGUGUGGCGCUGGGGAUCACCUGCGUCCAGUGCACCCCCGUCCAGCUGGAGAUCCUGCGGAGGGCCGGGGCGAUGCCCAUCUCCUCCAGGCGCUGCGGGAUGAUCACCAAGCGCGAGGCCGAGAGACUUUGCAAGUCGUUCCUGGGAGCUCACUCGCCUCCCAAACUUCCAGAGAAUUUUGCCUUCGACGUGUCUCACGAGUGCGCCUGGGGGAGUCGAGGCAGCUUCAUCCCGGCCAGGUACAACAGCUCCAGGGCCAAGUGCAUCAAGUGCUCCUACUGCAACAUGUAUUUCUCCCCAAAUAAAUUCAUAUUUCACUCGCACCGCACGCCAGAGUCCAAGUACACGCAGCCGGACGCGGCCAAUUUUAAUUCCUGGCGGCGGCAUCUCAAAUUAACAGAUAAGAGCAGCCAGACAGAUGUGUUGCACGCCUGGGAGGACGUGAAGGCCAUGUUCAAUGGUGGCAGUCGGAAGAGGACGCUGCCGUGCGGGGAGUCGGGGUCCAGCUCUCCGUUGAAACCGCACGGAUCCAACCGUCCCCGAGAAUCACCCGAGGUGCCCGCAAAGAUCCUCAGCUGCGAGGACAACCGGGGCGGCAUGGCGAGCACGCGCAGCUACCCGGUCAUCCCCGUGCCCAGCAAAGGCUUCGGGAUGCUGCAGAAGAUCCCGCCGCCGCUCUUCCCUCAUCCGUACGGGUUCCCAGCUUUCGGCCUGUGCCAGAAGAAAGACGACGGCAUGAUGGGAGAGCAGAGCAAAGCGGGCCUCCCGGGCGUCCUGUGGCCUGGUACCAAGGACAGCGCCUACCACUCCUUCCCCAUGUUCUGGCCGGCGGCGGGCGCGCUGCCCAUGCCUCCGUACCCGCAGACCCCGCACAAACCCCCACCGGAGCUGCUUUGUCCCCCCAGACAGACCGACAUGGACAUAUCCGAGCACAGCGACCGCAGCACCAACACGUCGAAAGACAGCAUGGUGGAGAACGAGCGGUGCUCCAGCACCCAGUCCGCGCGCAACGACGACGACAAGUCCGGGGACGAGGCGAGGCCGCUGGAGGGGAUGACCCUGGCGCCCCGGAAGAUCAGCUACGUCUCCGCGUUCAGACCCGUCAUUAAAGACGCGGACUGCAUCGCCAAGCUGUACGGCAACAGGGGCGCGUACAACGGCUGUCGCACCGGCUAUUUAUCGCCCGAUUUUUUAAGCGAGAGCUCGAGUUACCGGUCCAUGUCCCCGUGCGUGGACAGCGAGGGAGAGCCGGACGUGGACGUGGGGACGAAUAAGACAUCGGAGGAGGAGGAGGAGGAGGAGGACUCCCAGCCUCUGUCCUCCGCGUGUCCUCGGACUCCCCCCGGCUUGGCUCACAGUGUUUCCCCGAACGGUUCAGACUCCAAGGCCAUGCAGGAGAGCAGCCUGGUCGAGUCCCAGAAAAUGAGCCUCCAUGCGGCCCAGUCCUCUGACAGAGGGCUGCAGAGCAAGCAGCUGUCAGAGACCCACAUAGCUGCGUCUUACACCGAAGUGUUCACACCGGAGAGGGCUGAGCUGCAACAAAGGAGCAGUCCGUAUCAGUUCAGACCUGCGAGUUACCAGACUGGAGCUCUUACCACAAAUGAUGAGAGUUCAAGUAAAGAGGAGCCGUCAUCCACGGUGGAGGAGAUCGAAACGAAAUCUUUUAAUGAACAAAGCAGCGAGGAGAUGCAGCGAGAGCCGGACGACGGCGAGGACGCGCCAACCAGAGCUCUGCCAGCAGGAAGAACCAUGGAGGGUCUGGCAAAAGAGGACCUGCAGAAGCAGCUGUUAGAGCAAGUCGAGCUGAGGAAAAAGCUGGAACGUGAAUUUCAAAAUUUAAAAGAUAAUUUCCAGGAUCAGAUGAAGAGGGAACUUUCCUACCGGGAGGAGAUGGUCCAGCAGCUUCACAUCGUCAGAGAAGCUCACGACGCUUUGCACCAUUUCUCGUGUAAGAUGCUGACCCCUCGCCACUGCACCGGCUCCUGCUCCUUCAAGUCUCCCCUGCUGCCCCCCUGAACCUCCGCACAGCACCGGAGCACGACACAACAAGAAGGACACAUCUGCAGCUUCUGUCAGAGCCUCCUGGGACACUGCUCACAUCAAGCUGAAAGAAGACUAACUUGUAAUUAAUUGUAAUAUUCUAAAAAAAACAAAAAAACAAAAACAAAAACAAAAACAAAAACAAAACAAAAAACAAAACAAACGUGUAUCAUUCCACCCUCCCUCCCCUCAGCAUUUAUGUAACCAUCUCGCAUAAUAUGGUGAAAAGUCGUUUUACUGAAAUGAUACCAUUGAUGAUAUUUAUUAUUUGUGGCAAAGUGCAAUGACGAUGUAUGUAUCCUGUAAUAGUUAUAGGUUGUUAUUUCGGUUUUUUUUUUUUUGUUCUGUUGUCAAUAAUAGCAGCGCUGACUAGCCAACUCAUUGCUCCUUCUCCUCUCAGUAUUGUGGAUUAGCCUACUACUUCCGCUGUGUUCGUCUCUGCAGGCCAGUCGCUUACUUUUGGAUGUAAUAUGCACUUUAAACAAGUGAUGGGGACAAAAUCUUUGAACCAUAAACAGCUUGUGCAUUGAAAAAAAUAGGCCUACAAUGUUAUAUUUCUAGCGGUCAAACCAUGCCUAUUUGUUUUUGGUUUUUUGUUUGUUUGUUUGUUUUUUCCUGACAACACAGAAGUUAGUAGGCUAAAUGAGUACACCUGCGACCUUGUAAGUAUAGCGACAUAUUCUAUUAAGAGUAGCCUAUUUGUUCAUGCAA
This is a messenger RNA of Acanthopagrus latus (yellowfin seabream), 3217 nucleotides long. It is a transcript of the gene skor1b, whose product is annotated as SKI family transcriptional corepressor 1b. Gene Ontology annotation, cellular component: transcription regulator complex; nucleus. Bases 242 to 2482 code for a protein of 746 amino acids. The transcript has 8 exons. The record is from RefSeq and is a predicted model, not a curated record. NCBI's taxonomy places the organism in Eukaryota, Metazoa, Chordata, Actinopteri, Spariformes, Sparidae. Gene Ontology annotation, biological process: negative regulation of BMP signaling pathway; negative regulation of transcription by RNA polymerase II. Gene Ontology annotation, molecular function: RNA polymerase II cis-regulatory region sequence-specific DNA binding; DNA-binding transcription factor activity, RNA polymerase II-specific; SMAD binding.